Molecule: messenger RNA, 807 nt
Organism: Condylura cristata (star-nosed mole)
Lineage: Eukaryota; Metazoa; Chordata; Mammalia; Eulipotyphla; Talpidae
Gene: PRSS42
Product: protease, serine, 42
Exons: 4
Coding region: 1-807 (268 amino acids)
Biological process (GO): proteolysis
Molecular function (GO): serine-type endopeptidase activity
Source: RefSeq, a predicted model, not a curated record
AUGAGGAUAGUUGGUGGACAGCCAGCUUCAGAUAGGAAGUGGCCCUGGCAGGUGAGCCUGCAGGUCAAUGAUGAACACAUAUGUGGAGGUUCCCUCAUCGCCAAGCAGUGGGUGCUGACUGCUGCCCACUGCAUAUUUAGCGAAAUGGAAUACACAGUGAAGCUGGGAGACGUAAACGUGAAACACACCUCCAGGAUGGCAGUUGUGGUACCAGUCCGAGACAUCGUUAUCCACCGGAAUUUUGGUUCUUUGACAGCAUUCCAAAGUGACAUUGCCCUUGCUUUCCUUGAGUUCCCUGUGAAUUAUUCCUCCCACAUCCAGCCUGUGUGCCUCCCUGAAAAGACUUUCCUGGUGCAAGAUAAUAAAGAGUGCUGGGUGACUGGAUGGGGAAAACUAAAUGAACAAGCUAAAUCAGGAACAGCUCCAGUGAUCCUUCAGGAGGCUGAGCUAAGUAUUACACGCUAUGAGAAAUGUAAUGAGAUACUCAAGAGAAAGUUGAAAAGUCAUGUUGAUUUAGUCAAGAAAGGGGUUAUCUGUGGCUACAGCGAACAAGGAAAGGACUCUUGCCAGGGAGAUUCUGGGGGGCCCCUGGUCUGUGAAUUUAAUAAGACGUGGAUCCAGGUGGGGAUUGUGAGCUGGGGUAUUGGCUGUGGUCGUGGAGAAUAUCCUGGAGUUUAUACAGAAGUUAGUUUCUACAAGGACUGGCUCCUUGGUCAACUAAGCCAGGCUUACUCUCAGAACUCAGCAGGUUUCUUCAUCUUAAGCCUGUGUCUGGUGUUGCUCCUCGGCAUCCUGGCAACCCCGUGA